AUGGACGUUCACUUUCUACUACUGCUGUAUGCCCUCCUACUGCAGCAUUACACAAUGCUUGUUGCCGACCUCAGCGCCCUCCUCCCCCUCCUCGCCCAUCCCAUCGACCUGUUCGACGCCCUCGCCGACUCCUUCCUCUUCAUCACCACGACCCUCAUCCGCCAGCUCCUCGCCACAGCGCUCACAGGCCGCGGCCCGCACCGCCUCGCCUGCCGCCUCAUCGUAGUCUUCGCACUCACGGUGACGAGCGCAGUGGCAACGACGUUGUGCGGCUUCGCCUGGCUCUCCCGGUGGGCAUGGGGCGCGCUGUGUGCCCUGGUAGGAAUCCCGGGAAUGGCAGGGCUAGGCAUCAGCGAAGUGGUCAGCUUCCUGACCACGGAUCAUGUCCUAGCAGAGGGCUUGCUUCAUUAUCUGACGAUAGUGACGGCGAGGUCGGCGCGAAGGGCGCCGCCGCCGCCGACUAGGGCGCCUUGGACGUCGAAUUCGUCCGAGGCCGAUGCCACGACCUUCGGCUCCCACGCUGAUGCCGCCGCGCGUGCGGCCCCCGUCACACCUGAGCCGCGCUACACGAGCGUCGUCGACGAGUGGAGGCAUGCUGUUUACACCGAUGAAGACUUCCAGGAGGACGACGCGGUGUCGACGUCGGCGACAACCUCGAGCGACACACCAGUAUACUCCGACUUCCAAACUUCCUCCCUUGCCCUCGUGCUCUACAACGGGUCAAUGCGCUCGUCAGCCUCCACUGCGGCCGGACAUGCACUUGUGUCUGCCAGCGGCUCCUCCAUGCCUACGACACCGUUCCGCCGGGCACAACAGAGCAUCACUGCUCCAGCACCGACUCGGCUUUGUGAACCCGUAUCAAGGCUUCUCCUCACACCCUCCCCUGCUCAUGCUGAGGACUACGACGAUGAGACAUUCUUCGCCGCAAGUGACAACUCGCCAUCAUCGUCGCAAUCUUCGUCCCCUUCAUCAUUGUUCGACACAGGCCGGUCCCUGACCCCAUUCACUAUGCUAACAUCUCCGGACUGGAGCCCCGUGAAGCCCUUCGUGAAGAAGAUCAGCACAUCCGUGGCCUGCCAGACCGACGAUCUCUCCAAGCCGGCGCAACUCGACACCGCUGAGCCGGCUGAAUCUAACACCGUCGAAAAACCCCGGCCUGCUGUUGUCACCAAAGAAACCCACUCCACCGAGCCUCGCGCAGAGCAAACCGAGCGAUGUGGAUCGCUUCUGUUCUGUGGCCUCACUUCAGCUCAGAUCGAGAGCCUGCUCGUUCGUUCGAAGCCGAUACAGCCCGGCGAGUCGAACGACGUCGCUAUCGAGAUCCGUGUUGAUGUCGAGACGGUCGUGGAUAUUGAAGAGACCUGCCCGGCGCUGAAAAUGGUUGAUCUCGGCAUAGCCACUGAAUUCAACAUGCCCGACGCUCCUGAAGCCGUCUCCCCUGUAUCCGCCACAAACUCCCCAGCAUCCAAUCCCUUGCCCAGCAUCGCGCCACCCUCCAUCAUCAUCACCCCUCCCUCUCCGGGCGAGCAGCGCGCGAAAGAGGUCGUCAACGUCCAAGAUGAGCAAGUCAUGGACGGAAGCAAAGAAGCUUCGGCAACCGCCGAAGUGUUUGCUGCCGUCCCAUUGCCCAAUGUCACUGUCUGCGACGAUUCGCAUGCCAGUAACAUUCCUGAGAAGCCUGCGAGCAGUAACGUCCCUGAACUCAGGCCUUCUCCGGAAGUAUCCAUUCCCAUCCCCUCCCCCAUCCCGUCCACCAAAGCUACACCAUCCCAAUCCCUCGACUCUGACGGGACAUACACACUUGCUAACGUUCGACUUCCUGCCCUCGAAGAGCAGCACCUGAACAAAGGAUUCGACCGCUUGUCCAUCGCUGACGACGGCUAUCCCACCCCGAAGCGCGUCGAGAAGUACCCGCUCGCAGCGCCUACUCUUUCACCCAGAUAUUGCACGCCAGGACGAUAUGUUCCGACGCAUGCACUGAUGCUCACGUUUGCCCCAAUUCCCGCCGAGAGCAUGACGGAGGUCGAGGUGACCGAGACCGUCGAGCUCAUGGUCACUGAGCCGAUCACAACCACCGCGCCCAACAUCGCUGCUCUUCCCCAAGUUCUUGCGGACGUUGAUGUAGUCAUGGUCGCAUCGCUCAACCCCAUUGUUCAGCAGGCUACCCAGACCCCGGACCAAGACAUGGCCCUUAUUCAAUCUCCGUUGAAGUUCUCAUCCAUCAAUCUCCCUCUUCAGCCGCAUGCCCUCACUACAACUAUGAAGCCGUCGAAGAGCGGUCAACCGACGAUGUCGCAGAUCUAUUACCCUGGCUCGACCUCGAUCGCCUCUGCUAGUAAGGGGAAAGCCGUCGACCCCGCGGAGCGCCCUCAUGCUUUACAAGGAGAUCCUCCGCACGCGAAUCUGGCUAACUCAAGGCGCUGCGCUACGCAGCAGAACGCUCAACAGCCGAGCGCCUCGCAGGUGUGGUCAGAGCAUAUGCGCGUGGCGGCGCAGUGUGCAGUCUCGAAAUCCAAGCUGUCCAGUCCCUCAAGAGUCGACCGCCGCGACGACACGCCCAGGCUGAAGACGGGACCAAUCAUCGUUGGCGCAAGCGUCAGCCGCCCUUCCAAGCGUCGUGCUGAGAGUAUGGAUCGCGCGGACGCGGAUGUCGAUGUUGUCGAAGAGGGACGGCGGAGGCGCCAAUUUCGUAGUGAGCCCUCUUUGCCCUCUUUGCCGACUAAGGCGGUAUCUUCGCAUCCUAUGCGCACUCGCUCUAAGCGUCGAGACCCCCGUCGAGAUGCGGUUGAGGGUGCCUGGCAGCGAAGGGUGUCCCACGUACAAGAGUUGCAGCAAGUACCGUGGCCGAAGCGGGCUCUACCAAGGGCUAUGAGUGCCCGUGCGGAGGAGACGUCGGCGGAGACGAUCGUCAACCCCCUUGUCGCCCCCGCAGUGUUGGUCACGAACACGAAAACCUUAUCCAGACGCGACGACAUCCGCAGAGCUAGGGCCCUCGCCGAGCCUACUCCCGAGGCCCCUCGCAAGCGCCGUGCCAAUCGCAUGGAGAUCGAGGAUGAGCGUCCUCAAAAGCGCCUGAGAUUUGUGCCCCUACCGGAGGAGAGUGCCAAGGCCUCGCGACCACAGAAGGCUUUGCGCAGACAUCGAAGGGAGCCUUCCCCUUCUGCCUCGAACAAGCAGAUCACGAAUGGGGUCAGUCAGCCGCCAACUGAAGCACAGGAACGGCCCUCGGUGAGCACACAGCGACUUGCUGACAAGCACUCCCAACCCGCGAAGUCCACUUCCAGCAGGGCCUCUGAGCUUGCGGCUCGUCACCGUAUUUCUGUGCACGAGCUUCUGAAGCCCUCCGAGUGCCAGGCAGGCAAGAAGCGUACGGCUCGCGAUGCAGGUCUUCCGACCAUGUCCCGUGAGAAGGCCUCUGCUGCGGCGAAUGCCAUCGAGAAUGAGAUUCUGAACGCUCUGCUGGAAGAACUCUCCGCCGCUGUCUCCUCUGCUGGAUUUGUCGGCUGUGCACUGCUUGCCAUCGCUGUGGACCUUCGCACCGUCCUUGACGUAUCCAGUGCCGUCGCUUCCUCGUGCAUUGUCAACACUCACGCUGCCGUCAACGUCUGCCCUAGGCCUUUCUUCCCAUCGUCACUCGAGCUCUUCCUUUAG
Schizophyllum commune H4-8 is the source of this 3651-nucleotide messenger RNA. RefSeq lists its product as uncharacterized. The transcript has 10 exons. NCBI's taxonomy places the organism in Eukaryota, Fungi, Basidiomycota, Agaricomycetes, Agaricales, Schizophyllaceae. Bases 1 to 3651 code for a protein of 1216 amino acids. The record is from RefSeq and is a predicted model, not a curated record.